Messenger RNA from Belonocnema kinseyi, 1582 nucleotides. RefSeq names its product SUN domain-containing protein 2-like. NCBI's taxonomy places the organism in Eukaryota, Metazoa, Arthropoda, Insecta, Hymenoptera, Cynipidae. Gene Ontology annotation, molecular function: protein-membrane adaptor activity. The coding region runs from base 440 to 1372 and encodes 310 amino acids. Gene Ontology annotation, biological process: nuclear envelope organization. The record is from RefSeq and is a predicted model, not a curated record. The transcript has 9 exons. Gene Ontology annotation, cellular component: meiotic nuclear membrane microtubule tethering complex; nuclear envelope.
CUAUUAUUUUGUAAAUAAACAACGCACGAAAAAUUACGUGUUGCUGAGUUGCUCUCUAAGUUGCAACGCAUAUUCUGCAAUAUCAACACCGAAAAUGGAGUUACCUGUAGAACCAGUAGAAGAAUGUAAGGACUUCAUAAUUAAAUAACAACGAAAGAAAAUACAAGUUAAAUUCUCUUACCGGCUGAGGUCUUAUUUACUGAAAAUUUGUAAAGGGGGCGCUGUUUAAAUAAACAGAUUCAAAAUUAAAUCGCCAAAGGCUGACAGAAUUGAACGGUUAUCUCUACCAUAUUUGGUUGAAUUUAACGGAAGUCUUUUAAAAUAACUUCAAAUUUGUAAGGAAUUAAGAAUUUGUGAAUUACUAAAUGAUUGGUGUAAUGUAUUAUAUGUAUUUGGCUCUAUAAAGGAUUCCCCAACCUAAAAAUUCGACAACGCAGUUAUGUGUAGACUAGGAGAUGGAAUUAUAAUGUUAGACUUACGGCUUUUACUAAGGAUGAAAAGGCUUCUCUGCUUACUUGCAAAAUGGAUGCAGCCAGUGAUGAAAAUAUCCAUUUUGUUGCUACUUGGAGCAGGUUUAUUGUUUGCAUACGCAUUUGUAAAUGUAAAAGAUGAGUUACCAUCUUUUGCGGAAAGAUUCGACUACAGAAAGCCGAAAUCGCAGUGUUCCGAAAUACUGGACGUCAAACAUUCGAUGAAAUCAUGUCCAUCAUCUCUAGAAAAGGAAUUCCUGCGACUCAAAACCAAAGCAUUUGAUCUCGAAAACAUGAUUCGAAAAAUGAAACUGCAGCUAAGCAAAUUUUAUUCCUGUCGUGGAGGCAAAGAAAUAAAUGAAGAGCUGGCGGAUUUCGCAUCGGAAGCCGUCGGAGGUUGUAUAGUAGAUACUCCAGACACAGAGCCGUUUCAUGUCGCUCAAUCGGACCAAAUCACUCUCUUUGGAAUUCCAAUUUGGCGACCUUCUUACCACACACCACGGAAAGUAAUUCAGCCAUGGGUGCAAGCUGGAGAAUGUUGGGCUUUCAAGGGUUCCACGGGGAAAAUUAUUAUCGACCUGGCUAAAUCCGCAAUGAUUAGCCACGUGACAAUGGAACACAUUCCAGCAUCCGCAUCUUUAUCAGGAACAAUCGAUUCCGCGCCGAAGAAAUUCAGCGUUCUCGGACAAGUCAAAGAAGAAUUUGUCUGCAUAGGCAACUUCACCUACAACAUCAACAGACCUCCUAUUCAAACUUUUUCCGUGAAGAGAAAGGAGAUGACACAGUCCCCGUUUAAGCGAGUACUACUAGAAAUAAUAUCCAACUGGGGCAAUCCCCACUACACUUGUAUCUACAGAUUCAAGGUUCAUGGAAAACUGUUCGACGACACUCUCUAUAACUAAUUUUCUCAUUUAAAAAUCGAGAAGACACCUUAUAUUUCAAAGAAGUUAAAGAUUCCACUCAGUAAAACCCUUCGAAAGUGUUCCAAUUCCUCAUUUUAUAUUACUUUAUAUUAUAGAAAUAUAAAUUAUUUACCAUAAUCAUCCAUUUUAUAUAGUAUCUUUUUUUAUAAUUAAUGAAAUUAAGACAAUAUGUACCUGAUCGUAAUAAAU